Manis javanica (Malayan pangolin) is the source of this 3915-nucleotide messenger RNA. It is a transcript of the gene SIM1, whose product is annotated as SIM bHLH transcription factor 1. Gene Ontology annotation, molecular function: protein dimerization activity; DNA-binding transcription factor activity, RNA polymerase II-specific; RNA polymerase II transcription regulatory region sequence-specific DNA binding. Gene Ontology annotation, biological process: regulation of transcription by RNA polymerase II. NCBI's taxonomy places the organism in Eukaryota, Metazoa, Chordata, Mammalia, Pholidota, Manidae. The record is from RefSeq and is a predicted model, not a curated record.
UUCAGCCUCCAAUUAGGACUAAUACCGGCUUCGUGGCGGCUACUGAGGAGGAGUCUGAACCACCUCUCACGUCCCAGAGCCCGCAUCCCCCUCCUGCCUCCGCGCACCCCUUCCCCAAUCCAUGACCAAGGAAAGAGAAGCGAGCCGGGGCGCGCUCUGCUCCCCUCCGCCGGCGGGAGGCCGGGGGGCCGGCGGAGCUGCUCAGCUGCUGCACGGUGGGCAUGAGUGCCAUUAAGAGGGGAGCGCCUCCGCACCCUCCGCCGCCCGCGGGGACUGAAGAGGCCUGAAGGAGUUUGUCCCGCGCUCCUGCUCCUCCCGGAGGCUCGGGGCCGCGCCAGACGCCCGGGACUGGAGAGCCGACCGUCGGGGAUUAUGAUGUCGACUUUCCGAGAACCCGGGUACGAGGCGCCGAACCGGAGAAAAGGCUGGCUCCUCAGGAGCCCCGCAGGCAUUUGAGACUUCGAGGAUUGCCCCGAUUGCGUGGAUCAGCCACUUUCGUGUCCCCGAAUCCCACGUUUUUAAAGAGAAUACCUUUACGUUCGAGGCUUUGGUCAUUUGCUACCAUCGAUACGCUGAAGCAAAGACUUCCGUCUCUUCGUUCAAAGUAUGCUUUGUAUUUUUGCCAAAUAUGAUCUCUAAUUGAAAGCUUAUUUUUGCUUUUGGAUGAAUCUGUGGAGCUUAUGCGGUAAGAAGAAAGGGGGAACGAGACACAAUGAAAGAGAAGUCCAAAAAUGCUGCCCGGACUAGGAGAGAGAAGGAGAACAGUGAGUUUUAUGAACUGGCUAAAUUGCUGCCUCUGCCCUCGGCUAUCACCUCGCAGCUGGACAAAGCAUCCAUCAUCAGGCUCACCACCAGCUACCUCAAAAUGAGAGUAGUGUUCCCAGAAGGGCUCGGCGAGGCAUGGGGCCACUCGAGCCGGACCAGCCCCCUGGACAACGUGGGCCGCGAGCUGGGGUCCCACCUGCUCCAGACCCUGGAUGGCUUCAUCUUUGUGGUGGCCCCAGAUGGGAAGAUCAUGUACAUCUCGGAAACAGCCUCAGUGCACCUGGGCCUUUCUCAGGUAGAGCUGACCGGGAACAGCAUUUACGAGUACAUCCACCCGGCCGACCACGACGAGAUGACGGCGGUGCUCACGGCCCAUCAGCCGUACCACUCUCACUUCGUCCAGGAGUACGAGAUCGAGCGCUCCUUCUUCCUGCGGAUGAAGUGCGUCUUGGCCAAAAGGAACGCGGGCCUCACCUGCGGCGGGUACAAGGUCAUCCACUGCAGCGGGUACCUGAAGAUCCGCCAGUACAGCCUGGACAUGUCGCCUUUUGACGGCUGCUACCAGAACGUGGGCCUGGUGGCCGUGGGCCACUCGCUGCCGCCCAGCGCCGUCACCGAGAUCAAGCUGCACAGCAACAUGUUCAUGUUUCGCGCCAGCCUGGACAUGAAGCUCAUCUUCCUGGACGCCAGGGUAGCCGAACUGACGGGGUACGAACCUCAGGACCUGAUCGAGAAGACCCUGUACCACCACGUGCACGGCUGUGACACCUUCCACCUGCGCUGCGCCCACCACCUGCUGCUGGUGAAGGGACAGGUGACCACCAAGUACUACAGGUUCCUGGCGAAGCACGGCGGCUGGGUCUGGGUGCAGAGCUACGCGACCAUCGUGCACAACAGCCGCUCCUCCAGGCCGCACUGUAUCGUCAGCGUCAACUACGUCCUCACGGACACGGAAUACAAAGGGCUGCAGCUCUCCCUGGAUCAGAUCUCAGCCACCAAACCAGCCUUUUCCUACACCACCAGCUCCACUCCUACCAUGACGGACAACAGAAAGGGGGCAAAGUCCAGGCUUGCCAGCUCCAAGUCAAAAUCCAGAGCUUCCCCCUACCCUCAGUACGCGGGCUUCCCCACGGAGAGAGCGGAGUCGGACGCUGAGAGCCAGUGGGGCGGCAGCCCGCUGCCCGACGCCGCGUCGCCGCCGCUGCUGCUGGACGCCGCCGAGCCGGGCGCCCCGCCCGAGGCCGCGUGCGCCUACCGGCCGCUCUGCUACGGCCUCGCGCCCGGGGAGCGGCCCCCGCCCCCGCAGGCCUGCGCGCGCGGCCGCUGCGAGGCGGGCCGGUACUUCCUGGGCGCGCCGCCGGCCGGCAGGGAGCCGUGGUGGGGCCCCCGCGCGGCGCCGCCCGCGCCCAAGGCGUCCCCGGAGAGCAGAGCAGCCUACGAGGGCGGCGCGCCCCUCCUCGCCGCGGCCCGCGGGAUGCACGGGCGAGGUCACUGGGAUGAAGACAGUGUGGUCAGCUCUCCAGACCCCGGGUCUGCCAGCGAAUCAGGCGACCGCUAUCGCACUGAGCAGUAUCAAAGUAGCCCACACGAACCGAGCAAAAUUGAAACUCUGAUAAGAGCCACCCAGCAGAUGAUUAAAGAAGAAGAGAACAGAUUGCAGCUAAGGAAAGCCCCCCAAGAUCAAUUGGCUUCCAUCAAUGGAGCUGGGAAAAAACACUCCCUCUGUUUUGCCAACUACCAGCAGCCCCCACCGACGGGCGAAGCCUGCCACGUCUCUGUCGUUGCCAACAGCUCCCCGUGUGACCGCAUCCAGCCCAGGGAGGGCAAGAUGCUGAGCCCCCACGAGAACGAUUACGACAACAGCCCCACUGCGCUGUCUCGGAUAAGCAGUCCCAGUUCGGAUCGCAUUUCAAAAUCGAGUUUGAUCCUAGCGAAAGACUAUCUACAUUCUGAGAUAUCUCCUCACCAGACAGCAGGAGACCAUCCUGCCAUCUCUCCAAACUGCUUCAGCUCUCACCGGCAGUAUUUUGAUAAGCAUGCUUACACGUUAACUGGAUAUGCCCUGGAGCACUUCUACGACAGUGAAGCCAUGAGGAACUAUUCGUUGGGCUGUAAUGGCUCACACUUUGAUGUAACUUCCCACCUGAGGAUGCAGCCAGACCCGGCACAAGGACACAAGGGAACGUCUGUUAUAAUCACCAAUGGAAGCUGAUGGUUUUCUAAAAUAGUUUGUUCGUUAAAGAUCUCUGAAACAUAUUUAUAGUUUAAUGCCCCAUUGCCAGCAUUUACUAUACCACAGAUUAUGGGAGAGGAUAAUUUAAGUUACUGGGUAUUUGAUGCACGUGUUCCUGUGAAAUCACACCAAUUAGCACUAGCAUUCAGGGUAUUACACAGGUAAUGGAGCGGAAGUGAAUGCACAGAUUGCCCCUCAAGUGAGAUGGAAACCAGCAUAGGUAAAUGUGGAAUUGAAAAAUACUCGUAUAGAUUAAAUGAGCAGAGACACCACAUGAAAAGAUGGAUGGAUGACCAGCUUGCAGGGAUGAUCCAGUGAGCCUCACACACACCACCCCUGCUUAAAUAUCCACAAACGGCUGUCCAUACUUUACAUGCUGAAAUACAGACUAUAUGGCAUAAAUACACCCCAAAUGGAUAACGUGCCUUACCCUAGCAAUUCAAAGAAAUUUCCAUUCCCAAAAUAACUUAGAAAGACAGAGAUAUGUCUUGUAAAUUGGUUUCUUCUUUGUGGUUUCAACCAGUCAGUUCAUUUGGUUUCAGGCAUGACUUAGGGAAAUGUUUCUGGAUACGGUACAAGAAUGAGUUUUCACCUGGUAUCCAUUAUAAGCAGUCAGAAAGUGGUGGUUUUUCACCUUACUUUUGAGUUACACAAGGAACGGGAUCACCCUGACAUAGCAGUAAAGGUUUUCUAAGCAAAAGCACUGAGGUGUUGGGACACACAUCAAAAACCUGGUGUGGCCAACUGGAAAUAGUUUAGUGAAGAUGGAAAGACCAGAACAGGGAGAAAUGAGAUGACAUCUCAAAGCAAACAAUUUAAGGCUCAGAAUAUGUACUAAGUAUACUGGGGGCUUAUGAAACAAACUAAACAAAAUAUUUCAAUGAAUUCACCAUGAAAAAUGGUUGAUCAGUGCAAAA